GAUGUUAUAGUUACGGAUAAAAUUGAUUUUGUUAAAAAGAUUCGUACGAAAGUUAAAUCAAGUAAUGGUCAAUGUGGUGCAGAUUUGCAAGAAUUUAUAAAUGGACUGCAGGAUGGUGAAGAUUGGGCCAUCAGAAUGUUAGAUGCAUCUGCAAAAAUUCCAAGUGGAUUAUUGAUGGGAAACAUAGUCGAAUUAGGAAAUUAUGAUGAAUGCAUUGCUAUCCAAGGAAAUUCAUCCAAGGGUCAGAUUAUCAAGGGCCAACAUUGUAUGCUACGUGUUUCCCUCUCUGAACUAAAUCCGAACAAAAAUAAUACUAAAGGAAAUUUUGAUCAAAUUAGAAGCCGUAGAAUGGAUUUGGCGAUGCCAAGAACGCAGAUGUCUGAUCUUCCUAGUAUGUUUAUGUUAGGAUUUGGACUAUGUUUGCCAUCAUCCUGCACAGUGGAUGAUGUCCUGGAGGUAAUCAAGGAUCAAAUUCCUUUGGAUCCCAAACAAUCAUUAUUAAGUGGUACAUGUACUCAGAAUGAAACCAGAAAUUUUACAGUUGCAGAUUGGAUUGCCAUGUUCGUAUUUGGAAUUUUUGGUGCACUUUUGAUAUGCAGUACAUUUUACGAUGUAUUUCUAAGAUUUCGAGAUAGUAGACCUAGGCAUAAUAUUCUGCUAGCGUUUUCAAUGUAUUCCAAUGGACAAAAAUUACUGGCGAUCAAUUCACCAUCAAAAAGCGACAGCAUUUCAUGUAUACACGGUUUGAGAGCCCUUAGUAUAUCGUGGGUAGUACUGGCUCAUAGAUAUAGUUUUGGCAUAGAACAACCUCUGGUCAAUUUAAUAGAUGUUAAAGAUUGGUUAUCUGAAUAUCACAGUACAAUUGUAACUGGUGCAUCUGUUUCCGUGGAUACUUUCUUCACAAUGAGUGGUCUACUUUUGUCCUACAUUUUUAUGAAGCAUAUGUCAAAUGGAAAAAGAUUUAAUAUAUUCUCCUUCUACAUUCAUCGAUAUUUGCGAUUGACUCCUCCAUAUGCAGCAAUGAUACUGCUCCAAUCCUCAUUGUUGAUACAUAUGGGAGAUGGUCCACUUUGGAACAACCUCGUCCCGUAUUAUACACAGUUUUGUACAGACUACUUUUGGUCAGCACUGCUCUAUAUCCAGACGAUAUACAAUACAAUGGAAAUAUGUGUAGUUCAAUCCUGGUAUUUGCAAGCUGAUAUGCAGAUGUACAUUCUAUCGCCCCUAAUUUUGAUACCAAUGAUAAAAUGGCCAAAGUAUUUUAUUGGAGGUACUGUAGGGUUGCUGCUGGCAUCUGUUGCUAUCAAUUUUAGCAUAACGUAUGUCAAUAAAUUUAGUGGAGCCAUCAGCGAAAUGGACACUUUCGGUGCCGGCGAUCAGAUCAAAUAUCUUUACUUCCCGGCGUACACUCGUUACGGCCCAUGGUUAGCCGGUAUUCUUGUCGGAUACAUUUUGCACAAAGUCAAGAAACGCCAAUUUCGAUUGAGCCCGAUUUUAGUUUUCUCUUUAUGGAUAUUGACAUUGACAACUUUAGGAGCAAUCGUAUUUGGGUCUUACCCAUUUUACCAACUCGAUAGGGAAAAGGAUAUUCUUGAGGCAUCAUUUUACCAAGGAUUAUCCAAAAUUUGUUGGGGUUUUGGAAUAUGUUGGAUAAUAUUUGCUUGCCGCACUGGAUAUGGAGAUUUGCCAAGAACUGUUAAAAUUAACAACAGUAUGUCACAAGAACAAAUUGGAGUUGAAAAUGAUGUUAAUAAUAAGUUUGGGCAAGGUCGUCGAAAUUAUAGAAUGUCUGCAUUGAGACAUAACUUAUUUAAUAUGUUCUCCUUCUACAUUCAUCGGUAUUUGCGAUUGACUCCUCCAUAUGCAGCAAUGAUACUCCUCCAAGCUUCAUUGUUGAUACAUAUGGGAGAUGGUCCACUUUGGAACAACCUAGUUCCAUAUUAUACACAAUUCUGUGCCGACUAUUUUUGGUCAGCACUACUUUAUAUCCAAACGAUUUACAACACAAUGGAAAUAUGUGUUGUUCAAUCCUGGUAUUUGCAAGCUGAUAUGCAGAUGUACAUUCUAUCGCCUCUAAUUUUGAUACCAAUGAUAAGGUGGCCAAAGUACUUUCUUGGAGGCACUAUUGGGUUGCUGAUGGCGUCUGUUGCUAUCAAUUUUAGCAUAACGUAUGUCAAUAAAUUUAGUGGAGCUAUCAGCGAAAUGGACACUUUCGGUGCCGGCGAUCAGAUCAAAUAUCUUUACUUCCCGGCGUACACUCGUUACGGCCCAUGGUUAGCCGGUAUUCUUGUCGGAUACAUUUUGCAUGAAGUCAAGAAACGCCAAUUUCGAUUGAGCCCGAUUUUAGUUUUCUCUUUAUGGAUAUUGACAUUGACAACUUUAGGAGCAAUCGUAUUUGGGUCUUACCCAUUUUACCAACUCGAUAGGGAAAAGGAUGUUCUUGAGGCAUCAUUUUACCAAGGAUUAUCCAAAAUUUGUUGGGGUUUUGGAAUAUGUUGGAUAAUAUUUGCUUGCAGCACUGGAUAUGGAGGACCCAUAAACUGGUUUCUUUCAUGGGGAUACUGGCAGCCAAUUAGCAGAUUGUCUUAUUGUAUAUAUUUGACUCACUACCAGCUACAACUUUUGCUGAUGCACAGUGUAAAAACACAAGGCUAUUUCUCCGAUAUAAACAUGAUUCAUGCAUUUAUUGGUGACAUGGGAUUAUCUAUUUUUGUGUCUAUUUUUUGGAGUCUGGCAUUCGAAUCUCCUAUAACUGUUAUUGAAAAAUGUCUUCAAAGGAAUCACCAAAAAGAUUUGCCAAGAACUGUGAAAAUUAACAACAGUAUGCCACAAGAACAAAUUGGUGUUGAAAAUGGCGCGUACGUCCAUUCAAUAAAUGAAGAAAAAUAAAAUUUAGUCAAAUUAAUGUUAUAAAUAUUUCCUGAUAUGUGAUAUAAUCUAAGAGUUAGAAUAUUUAUAUAUUAUUAUUCGCUUAAGAUGUUAAUAAUAAGUUUGGGCAAGGUCGUCGAAAUUAUAGAAUGUCUGCAUUGAGAUAUAACUUGUUAUUAU
Ctenocephalides felis (cat flea) is the source of this 3048-nucleotide messenger RNA. RefSeq names its product nose resistant to fluoxetine protein 6-like. Gene Ontology annotation, molecular function: acyltransferase activity, transferring groups other than amino-acyl groups. The transcript has 19 exons. The record is from RefSeq and is a predicted model, not a curated record. The coding region runs from base 136 to 2889 and encodes 917 amino acids. Lineage: Eukaryota; Metazoa; Arthropoda; Insecta; Siphonaptera; Pulicidae.